This is a messenger RNA of Mucor mucedo, 1204 nucleotides long. Its product is annotated as nucleotide-diphospho-sugar transferase-domain-containing protein. Gene Ontology annotation, cellular component: Golgi apparatus. Bases 58 to 1110 code for a protein of 350 amino acids. NCBI's taxonomy places the organism in Eukaryota, Fungi, Mucoromycota, Mucoromycetes, Mucorales, Mucoraceae. The record is from RefSeq and is a predicted model, not a curated record. The transcript has a single exon. Gene Ontology annotation, molecular function: glycosyltransferase activity.
UUUUUUUUUCUUUUUUUGUUUACUUUUUCCCCUUUUUAUAUAUACAUAUACACAACAAUGAUGGAAAGAUUUUCAAGGAAUAAAGCAUUUGCUAUGGUGCUGGCAGCGAUCUUUGCCAUAUCGUUACUGGCCCUCUUAUCUAAUUUGACACCCAACCAAUCUUUAUUCAAGGGUUCCACUGAGGAAGUGUCGACAUUGCCCAUGGCGGACGAUGGACCUGAAGAAGAAGAUCUCGUUGAAAUCAGUGCCAAACCACUUAGUGCUGACAAAUGGAAGCCCAAGAGCUGGGGACGUUUAAGUGAAGAGAUCGAAAAGGCUAUUAGUGAUAAUGUUCGUAUUGACAACAAGAAAAAGGGUCAAGAGCGUAUUUUAUUAACAGCAGUGGCCAACCAAGGCAUGGCCGAGUACACAUUAAACUGGAUUGCGUCACUAAAGAAGACAGGGAUGGAUAAGAAGUUCUUAGUAUUCGCUAUUGACGAAGAGAUGGUAGAGACAAUGAAGGAGCACGGAUAUGGUAAACAUGUAGUGAUGAUCCCCAAGCAGUGGUUCCACGAAAACUUAUCAGGUGAAUUUCAACCUUGGUUAUCCAAUGGAUAUACGCCUAUUACCCACUCCAAGUCACUUGUGGUGGAACGAUUACUCUAUACCGACGUCACUGUUUGGUUCUCGGAUGUCGAUAUUGUAUUCACUUCUCCAUCCAUUUACGAUUAUUUGUUGAUGAAGUUAAACAGCAGAAAACAAACAGAAACUUUGUUCUCUCAGGAAACCGAGCAAAAGAUUAUCAAUUCUGGUUUUUAUAUUAUGAGACCCACCAACACAAAUAAGCGUAUUUUGGAUGCCUCGAUCUAUAUUCAGGACUCUGAGGCAAAAAAGACCCCUCCUGUCACUCAACAGCGUGCUAUGAAUCGUGUCUUGGAUGAUUUAAAUUUAAACUAUCAAACAAGUAACAUCGCUCUCUUGGAUUUGGCUUUGUUCCCUCACGGUCGCAUGUAUUUUGAUAAUAAUGUGCCAACAAAGUUCGGAAUGACACCCAUGAUGGUGCAUGCUAACUACCGUAAAGGUGACAACAAGAAGAAGGAUUUGCAAAAAUUCGGUCUUUGGUAUAUAUAAUUGUGGCUGAUAAAUAAAUAAAUAAUAAAUAAAAGCUUUCCCAUUUUUCUAAAGACACAAGAUUUCCUAUUGUACUUAAAAUAGUAUAUGACCU